AUGCAACAUUUGAUUAAUAUAAAUGCGACAAAAACAAAAAAACGUCAAGAAAUUGAAUCAUUAACAAAGAAACAUUGGAAAGAGGAAAAUAACCAUCAAUGGGAUCGACCACUCGAAUUUGUCUUAUCGCUGAUUUCGAAUUCAGUUGGUCUUGGAAAUGUCUGGCGAUUUCCCUAUUUAGCAGCGCAGAGCGGUGGUGGUGCUUUUCUCAUUCCUUAUUUUCUUCUUUACUUUUUAAUCGGAGCUCCACUCUAUUAUAUGGAAUUAGCUCUUGGCCAAUUUACAAGUCGAGGUCCAGCUUCAGGAUUUGUUUUUGCUAAAGGAUGGCAAGGUGUAGGCUUUGCUAUGAUUAUUAAUAGUAUAUUGGGUACUUUAUACUACAAUGUUAUAAUUGCUUGGGCUCUCUUCUACUUUAUUCUUUCGUUUCGCAAAACACUCUUGUGGAGUGAUUGUGGUCAUUGGUGGAAUACAGAUAAAUGUUUUGUACCCGGUGCUCAAGAAAAUACUUUAGGAGGAAAUAAUACAGGAUUAAAUUGUACAAUGGCACUGAUUGGUAAUUUAUCCGAUGAUGGAUGUCAAGAAGUCAACACCACGGGAAAAGUGGCAGCCACUGAAGAAUUCUUUUAUCGACUUCUUUUGAAUAAAAGUGCAAGUUUUGACGAAUUCGGUGUUCCGGGUACUUACAUGUCUAUUUUAUUGCUCGGAUCUUGGAUUAUUAUUUGUUUGUGCAUUUUUCGUGGUGUUCAAUCAUCGGGAAAAGUUGCAUAUUUCACGGCUAUAUUUCCAUAUAUUGUUCUUCUUGUACUUAUUAUUUUUACUGCAACACUCGAAGGAGCUGGUAAAGGUAUUCGAUUCUAUAUAGUACCACGAUGGGAACUAAUCGGUGAUUUCCAGGUAAAAUAA
Rotaria sp. Silwood2 is the source of this 903-nucleotide messenger RNA. NCBI's taxonomy places the organism in Eukaryota, Metazoa, Rotifera, Eurotatoria, Philodinida, Philodinidae. The record is from the annotation of a GenBank genome assembly.